AUAGCAUUAACUGGGGUUUGGUUUGGGGUUUGCUCAGGGCUGCUUCCGAACUCAGGAGGGUGCUUAAUCCCAGUUUUCUUCGUCGUAUAGCACGGAAGAAUCAGUCAAGCUCAGGAGGGAUAGCGCCAUGGAAAUGAUCUUUCUAAAUCUCUCCUCAUGAUUUUGAUCCUCCAUAGCGCUAUCCAUCCUGAGUUUCAUCGCUUCUUCUUGCUCCUCCCCUGUUCAUCCUCUACAGAGAAAUGCAGAGUCUUCUUCCUCUGUUUAACCGAUGACGUCUGAGCUUCUCAAUUUUCAACUUCAUUUAAGAUUUCAUCUUUCAAGCUUUUUUUUUUUUGUUUAUGCUACAAGUUUCUCUAAAGUUUCAUUGAUGGUUUUGUAUGUACAAUCUCAAGUUCUCUUUUUAUGUACUCCAAAAAUUUUCGAUAUGGAGGUUUCAGGUUUAAAUCUAUCAAACCGAGUUAACGAUUCAUGCUGAUGCACCGAAAAAACGAAGAUACGACCUCGAUGGAGCCAUUGAGGGAUUUCUCCAGAAGGGCUGGACUAGAUGAUUUUGACUUCCUUGCUAAAACUUCGCGUUUCUGUAUCUCCACGCUCUCCUUUUUGCUUCCACUAGAAAAUCACUGUUGGCUGGUGCGCAUCCUGCAUCCAUAUCCCUUUCUUUUCUUGUUUUAUUUUUUGGACUAUGUAUCUUUAGUUGCAAGAGGAAAAAAAAAAAUGUCAAAUUUGUAUUCAAUCCCAGAUAGAAAUGUUUACUCACAAUAGUCAAGAAUGGUCAAACUCAGAAAGUGUUGUAAGCACUCUAUAAACAUUUCUGGUCUAGACUGACCUUUUUGGUUUUCCAAUUUGGACUUAUGUCGACAGGUAUUUAAUUAUUGGUUCACUAUCGAGGGGCUAGGGGCCAUCUCCUAAUCUUAUAAUUGAUGUAUUAUAAUGUUGUGUGGUUCGAAUGGUAAAAAAUAUUUUCUGAGAGC
Rubroshorea leprosula is the source of this 971-nucleotide messenger RNA. NCBI's taxonomy places the organism in Eukaryota, Viridiplantae, Streptophyta, Magnoliopsida, Malvales, Dipterocarpaceae. The record is from the annotation of a GenBank genome assembly.